Oenanthe melanoleuca is the source of this 833-nucleotide messenger RNA. RefSeq names its product beta-microseminoprotein-like. Bases 119 to 466 code for a protein of 115 amino acids. The record is from RefSeq and is a predicted model, not a curated record. The transcript has 4 exons. NCBI's taxonomy places the organism in Eukaryota, Metazoa, Chordata, Aves, Passeriformes, Muscicapidae.
AUGCAUUGUCAGUUUGCUCAAGGGCUGUUAGCACAAAUUCCCUCUCUAUAUAAGGUCUCUGAGAAGAUGAGCUCUGUACAGGCCAUCUCCUUACUGGAAGUCUCAUAAUUCUGCAAGAAUGAACACCAUCGUGUCCUGCCUUCUUGCUCUUGCCAUCAGCAUGCCACUGUGUGAUGCUGCCUGUUACAUCAUACCAUUCAAGCCAGGGAUGUCUAAUGGUGUGGUUGUAGGCUGCCUUGAUGAGAAAGGAAAGGUCCAUGAAUUUGGUUCUAGCUGGAAGACUGAGGACUGCAAUAAUUGCUACUGCUCUGAUACUGGAAUUGACUGCUGCAAUAGCUAUAUCACACCAGCUGACUAUGAUGAAGAGAAAUGUGAAAGCAUUUUCAACAAGGAGACUUGCUCUUAUAAAGUAGUGGAGAAAGAUGAUCACUCAAAAGAAUGCCCAGUUCAUGUAUGGGUAGGGUAACAGAAGAAGGGUGGAUUGGGGGGAUAUUUCCUUUUAUUGUUUUCAAGGUUGUCUUUCACAAAUUCAAAAAUACUUAAAAUGCAGCCUGUUGAGUGAAAGCUACUCAUAACCCAACAUAUAAUGAAACUGAGUAACUACUCACAAAAAUCUCCCUUGACUUCUCUGCCUUAUUCUUCACCAUGAACAAAGAACUGACCUGUUCCUUCCUUGAGGUCAGACAUUAAAGGUGACAUUUUAAAGCAUCCUUGGUAGCUGCUAACCUGUAUUCUUCUCUCGUAAUGUUUCAGUGCCAAGGAGCACAUUCUAUAAUCUCUGAACAGCUGUAUCUUAAAGCUAAAAUAAAAUCAAAUAAAGCAUCAGAAAUUCA